AUGCCGCCGCGCACGCCGAUCCCUGUGGUCAAAGUGGACCCCUCCAAGCCCGCGUGGGAGCAGGAGACGCCGCUGCACAACCGUUGGCACCCGGACAUCCCCCAUGUGCGCGGUCACAUGGGCCCCGCGGCCGCACCGCCACCACGCGUCCGCUCCGCCCGCGCCGGCGCCCUUGCCCAUUGCCGCAGGCGCCGGGCGGCGGGCGGCGGGACGCAGCCGAAUCGCCUGGUUGCGAAUGUCGCUGAGGUGACUGAGGGCGACCUGUUUCGGGUGGAGUGCAUCGACUGGACGGGCGGCCAGAUCAAGGACGACGAUAGCGCCCUGGACAUGAAGAAUGUGGACCUGUCCGUCAUCCACUGGCUGUCGGGGCCCAUCAGGGUCGUCGACAAGGACGGGGAGCCUGCCAAGCCCGGCGAUCUGCUGUGCGUCGAGAUCUGCAACCUCGGACCCCUGCCGGGCGACGAGUGGGGCUACACCGGCAUCUUUGACCGCGACAACGGGGGCGGCUUCCUCACAGACCACUUCCCCAAUGCCGGCAAGGCCAUCUGGCACUUUGAUGGGAUCUAUGCGCAGUCCCGCCACAUCCCAGGCGUGCGCUUUGCCGGCAUCAUCCACCCGGGCCUCAUCGGCACCGCGCCGUCCAAGGAGCUCCUGGACAUCUGGAAUGAGAGGGAGGGCGCCCUGGUGGAGGCGGGGCCAGAGGCCACCACCCUGGGCGGCAUCCUGCACACGCGGCCCCUGGGUGUGGGGGCGGGGGGGGGUGGUACUACUGCUGUUGUUAGCAAUCUGGGCGGGGCCGCCUUGGAGGGCGGCGCGGCGGCCGGCGUAGGGGCGAUGCUCGGCGGCCGGCGGGGUGGCUGGGGGGUUGCAGCCCUGCUGCCGCUGGCUAAGGGCGCUUUCCUGGGCAAGGUGCCCGCGGACAGUGAAGACUUCCAGCGCAUCGCGUCAGAGGCCGCGCGCACCGUGCCCGGCCGCGAGCACGGCGGGUGCGCGGCGGGGCGGGCCCCCACGCAGCGGCCGCCUGCGAGCGGGGCGGACGCGCAGUGCGCCCCCGUUGUCCACCCCUGCCCGCGCCGGCAGCCGGCCUGA
Monoraphidium neglectum is the source of this 1089-nucleotide messenger RNA. Its product is annotated as formamidase. Lineage: Eukaryota; Viridiplantae; Chlorophyta; Chlorophyceae; Sphaeropleales; Selenastraceae. Gene Ontology annotation, molecular function: hydrolase activity, acting on carbon-nitrogen (but not peptide) bonds, in linear amides. The transcript has 7 exons. Bases 1 to 1089 code for a protein of 362 amino acids. The record is from RefSeq and is a predicted model, not a curated record.